AUAAAAGACAGACACACUAUCUCCAACUACGUCAUUGUAGCAAAGUCUGCCAUGAUUCCCAUAUUGUUUCUGUCGUUCCUGCUGCCGACGGCCCUAGGGUCGAUGUACAGUGACCCCCACUGUGCCGGGGGGAGGUCUGCUAUUGUCCAUCUGUUCGAGUGGACGUGGUCAGACAUUGCACAGGAAUGUGAGAGGUUCCUCGGACCGUAUGGCUAUUGUGGUGUUCAGAUAUCUCCCCCCAAUGAGAACCGUAUAGUUACAAAUCCCAGACGACCGUGGUGGGAGAGGUACCAGCCCGUCAGCUACAAACUCCAGACGAGAAGUGGUUCAGAGCAGGAUCUGAGUGAUAUGGUGUCCAGGUGCAACAAAGCCGGGGUCAGAAUCUAUGCGGACACUGUGAUCAAUCACAUGACCGGUGUUGGAGGCACAGGUCAGGGCACAGCUGGAUCCUCGUACGAUGCCAACAGUCUGCAGUUCCCUGGCGUCCCAUUCGGUCCCACUGACUUCAACGACGGCUCCAACUGCCACACUGGCGACAUGACCAUUCACAACUACAACAAUGCAGAGGAGGUGAGGAACUGCCGUCUGGUCGGUUUACUGGAUCUGAAAGCCGGCAAAGAUUACGUGAGAGGCAAGAUUGCCGGAUACCUCAACCAUUUGAUCGACAUCGGAGUUGCUGGGUUCAGAGUCGACGCUGCCAAGCAUAUGUGGCCAGGUGACUUGUCUGCCAUCUUCGGGAGGGUAAAGAAUGUCCGUUCUGACGUUGGAGGCGGCAAGCCUUUCGUCUAUCAGGAGGUAAUCGACAUGGGCGGUGAGCCGAUCAAGGGAGAUCAGUACCUUGGCACUGGCAGGGUCACCAACUUCAUUUUUGGAGUCAAGUUGGCUCAAGUCUUCAGAAAGCAAAACCCCAUGAAGUUUUUAUCCAACUGGGGAUCAGCUUGGGGAAUGCUGAGUUCUGAUGAUUCACUUGUCUUCAUCGAUAACCAUGACAACCAGCGGGGCCAUGGUGGCGGAGGAGGCGUUCUUACCCACUCUGAGCCCCGUCCUUAUAAGCUGGCUACAGCCUUCAUGUUGGCCCAUCCAUAUGGUUUUCCCAGGGUGAUGAGCUCGUAUAACUUCGGUAGCUCGGACCAAGGACCCCCUCAGAACGGCGACAUGAGUACCAAGUCAGUCACCAUCAAUGGCAUGUCCUGUGGUAACGGCUGGACCUGUGAGCACCGAUGGCGCCAGAUGUACAACAUGGUUGCCUUCAGGAACAUCGCAGGUUACUCCGGGUUAUCAAACUGGUGGGCUGGUUCAGACUAUCAGAUAGCAUUUUCCAGAGGAAACAAGGCCUUUAUUGCCUUCAACCUUGAGGGAUAUGACCUUUCCAAAACUCUCAACACUGGACUUCCGUCUGGAAGCUAUUGUGAUGUCAUUUCCGGCAACCUUGAGAAUGGCAGUUGUACUGGCAAGACAAUUAACGUUGACGGAAGUGGCCAUGCUUCGAUUCAUAUUGGCAGCUCUGACCAGGAUCCAAUGGUGGCCAUUCAUGUCGGUGCCAAGAAGGGCUCCCCGGAAAAGCGUAUUGGUUAGAACCCAGGACAGGUGGCGUAAUCUUGCCUGGCAACGCACGGACAUGAAUAAACUAUUUUUUCAUAAA
Messenger RNA from Haliotis rubra (blacklip abalone), 1642 nucleotides. RefSeq names its product alpha-amylase-like. Gene Ontology annotation, molecular function: alpha-amylase activity; cation binding. The transcript has 8 exons. NCBI's taxonomy places the organism in Eukaryota, Metazoa, Mollusca, Gastropoda, Lepetellida, Haliotidae. Gene Ontology annotation, biological process: carbohydrate metabolic process. The record is from RefSeq and is a predicted model, not a curated record. The coding region runs from base 52 to 1575 and encodes 507 amino acids.